This is a messenger RNA of Venustampulla echinocandica, 3153 nucleotides long. Its product is annotated as Ypt of gyp1p. Lineage: Eukaryota; Fungi; Ascomycota; Leotiomycetes; Helotiales; Pleuroascaceae. Bases 1 to 3153 code for a protein of 1050 amino acids. The transcript has 3 exons. The record is from RefSeq and is a predicted model, not a curated record.
AUGGACGCCGAACACCAGGUAAAGGUUGCGGGGCCCUCGGCGCCCGCAGAUACGGAGACGGAAGCCGACUUUGCCUCCCCCGAUGUCCCUCUUUCGAUGCAGCACGACUCAAUGGUCACAGUACGAUUAUCGGAGCCCCCAGCUUUGACGGUCGAUACUCGUUCCAGUAUACUCGGCUCAACCAAGCUUAAAAGAGGGUCUGCUGCACCCGAAGAAGAUGCUCGGAACCAGGAUACCGCGAGACAGGAUACGUCGGAUAUAAUACCAGAGGAUGAGGAGGAGGAAAUGCAAACACAGGAGGGUUCGCCCACUAUUAUAGCGAUGGACCCAAAUGGGAAUGAGGUGCCGAGCGAAAAUGGCUCAGAAAACGACCCAGAAAAUAGAGAUUCGCAGAGCGGCAGUGAUACUUCUGAGACCGCAGAAAAUGGGGAGGUCAAUUGGGAGGAGCUUGAGAGGAGCGAGGAGAAGGAGCCUCGAAAUGAAGCCUCGGAAGAUUCUACGGCCUUGCUGCUAGCUAGACUUGAGCAGGAAAACAACCUCUUAGCCACGAAUCCAAAAUCUGGCAUUGCCAAAACCCAAGCGGUCGAGAUACGAAACCGAAGCCAAUCCAGACCGCCUUCCAUACAGCAUUUAAAAAAGCUGGUAAAUGGCCCGACUCCACUAUCCCUACGAUACUCCAUGAUACCUGCCCCUCCUAUGACGGAUCUAGAAUUCUACGCCGCCCUGGUUCAGGAUUACACAAGGACGGCACAAUGUCUGCCUACAUUACUUUCUAAGAAGAUCAGAAGCGGUAUCCCACCGCCUCUGCGGGGAGUUGUAUGGCAGAGCAUGUCCGGCGCAAGGGACAGACUGUUGGAGGAUCAGUUCGACAGGCUUUGUGGCGAGUCGAGCCCAUACGAGGGGAUAAUUGGGAAGGAUCUCGGAAGAAGCUUCCCAGGAGUAGAGAUGUUUCGCGACCCCGAUGGAGACGGUCAGCGGAUGUUGGGGAGAGUGCUGAAAUGCUUCAGCUUGUAUGAUCAGAAGAUAGGGUAUUGUCAGGGACUGGGCUUUCUUGUUGGCCCUCUGCUUAUGCAUAUGGGUGACAAGGAAGCUUUUUGCGUGCUUGUACGCUUAAUGGAGCACUACGAUCUUCGGAGCUGCUUUCUCCCGGAUUUAUCGGGACUUCAUGUUCGCAUUCAUCAAUUCCGCGAGCUACUCAAGCAACACCUCCCCAAUCUUUCGAGCCACUUGGAUUUUCUUCAAAUUGAACCCGCAUAUGUCUCGCAAUGGUUCCUAUCAUUCUUCGCUGUCACAUGUCCCUUACCAAUGCUUUUCCGCAUAUACGAUGUUAUCUUCGCUGAAGGUGCUUCGGAGACAAUAAUGAGAGUUGCAUUAUCGCUGAUGCGAAAGAAUGAGCAGAAAAUCUUGGCUUGCACGGAAUUCGAAGAUGUUAUGCAAUUACUCCUGUCGAGAGGGCUUUGGGAUUGCUACCAUUAUAAUGCGGACGAGUUUGUCAAUGAUUUCGUCAGUCUUACGGGGGUUGUCACCCACGAUAACCUCCAGGCAUUAGAGUUGAGCUUUAAGGAAGGAGGGGCAACGGAUGCUGCAAUUCCAGCAGAAUCUGUCGGUUCGGCCGCGUCGCGCUUCCUAGGCCGUCUGUGGUUAGGAUCCAAUGCGACCAAAUCAACAAGUCUAAGUCCUAACCUCGCUGCGCCUGGUCGACCUGUAAGCUUCUUGCGAAGAUCCCCUUCUAAGCAAAGCAUUGCUUCGACAUUAAACUCGAUGGAGGGUGGUGGGGCGUCGGAUAGCAUGAUAAGCUCGUCAACGGAUGCCACCUCGGUGUUUCGUGAUUCAUCCAAUGCGGAUGCUGCAUCGCUCAGGGCGCAGUCUGUUUUGGGCAACGCUUCGAAAUCGAACAAGGAUAAGAAUCUGCAUGGCCAGAUUGAGGAUCUGUUGACGGCGCUCAGCGAGAUGCAAAGGGACCACGCUAUUCUGGCUACACAGCUCCAACGAGAGAGGGAAGAGCGGGACGAGGAUCGACAAGCAGUUAGAUCUCUUCUUGAUGGGCUAAGGAAGAAGGCCAGCUCUGAAACAGUUAAAUCCUCCAUAAGUGAUGAAAGUCUCGAGACGGUAAAAGCUGUCCCUGUGGGGGACGCCGAUGCGAUGGCCAGUGAGGAAGAGAAUGAUGAUAUCAUUCAAGAGACGGAAGUCCCAGAAGAAGACCCGACACAAGAUGUACAUGCCGCUCCGGAGCACCUUGACCUCUCUGCCUUGCUUGAUCAUGUAGAAGACCGGUUUUCUGCGCCUACGUCCAAUCGCCGAUCCUCGAUGAUGCAAUCCAAGUCUCAACUACGGGAAGAACUUGCUCGCUCGAAAGAACAGCUCAUCAUCGAGGUAUCCAAAACACAGGAGUUUAGCAGACGGAUGUCAGAGCAACAACAAGAGAUUUCCAAUCUGAAGGACCAGGUGAAAGAAGGCCAUCUAUACGCCAGAAAUGCUCAUGCAGAUAAACAGCGACUAGAGAAGCAAGUCCACGAUCUCCGGGCGAGGAAGAGUGCUGCUACAACACCGGAUGGAUCCCAAGACACCGAGAGCGAAUGGCCAUCACGCACUUCUAACGGCAAUGGGCUCCGGGGCUUCAAACUUAGCCGCACAAACUCAAAUCGCUCUAUUGCUGCUCCUACAUACAACAAGCGCACAUCAAGUCUAAUAAACCCCAAUGCUGCCCUCAACAACCAUUCCGAACACCCUAACCGCACAUCUUCCUCAUCUGACCUCGCUACGCCGCCAAAACUAGACGUCGAUGCCGACGCCCUGGUCCUCGAACUUGUGCAAGCUAAAACUGCUGAGGCUGUUGCAAAGCAAGAAGCCGAAGAGGCGAAAGCUAAGCUGGAGAGUUUGAGGAAGAUGCUGGGGCUUUCGGCUCCAGGGUCUGGGCUUGGGGAGGCUCCUUCCAUCGCGCUUCAUCGCUCGAGCCCUAGUCAGCCUAUGAUAGAACGUAGUGCUACAAUUGGGCUAGGCGGGUAUCUGAGUAAGGGACCAACGGCGAAAGUUGAGACUCCUUCCAGCGCCUCGCCAGCUGCUACGGGUGGUGGUGGGUUCUGGACUGGUUGGGGGAAGAGGACUGCCAGUGUUGCAAGUGUAAAUGAGAAGGUUACUGUUCAAGGCAGUUAA